CCCUUGUUCAACUUGCCAAUCUACCGACAUCUCGGAGUAUCGAAUACUGACGUUCAAUCGCUCCAGCCACCCGCAACACCACACUUUACCUCUAAUCUCACCCUAAUCAGUCAACAUGGAAGAGGAAGUCGCUGCCCUCGUUAUCGACAAUGGUUCGGGUAUGUGCAAGGCCGGUUUCGCCGGUGAUGAUGCGCCCCGAGCAGUCUUCCCCUCCAUCGUCGGCCGACCGCGCCAUCAUGGUAUCAUGAUUGGUAUGGGCCAGAAGGACUCCUAUGUGGGUGAUGAGGCACAGUCGAAGCGUGGUAUCCUGACUCUGCGAUACCCCAUUGAGCACGGUGUCGUUACCAACUGGGACGAUAUGGAGAAGAUCUGGCAUCACACCUUCUACAACGAGCUGCGUGUUGCCCCCGAGGAGCACCCCGUUUUGCUCACCGAGGCCCCCAUCAAUCCCAAGUCCAACCGUGAGAAGAUGACACAGAUCGUUUUCGAGACCUUCAACGCCCCUGCCUUCUACGUCUCUAUCCAGGCCGUUCUCUCUCUGUACGCUUCCGGUCGUACUACCGGUAUCGUGCUCGACUCCGGUGACGGUGUCACUCACGUUGUCCCCAUCUACGAGGGUUUCGCGCUUCCCCACGCCAUUUCCCGUGUCGACAUGGCUGGUCGUGAUCUGACUGAUUACCUCAUGAAGAUCUUGGCUGAGCGCGGUUACACCUUUUCCACCACUGCCGAGCGCGAAAUCGUCCGUGACAUCAAGGAGAAGCUCUGCUACGUCGCCCUUGACUUCGAGCAGGAGAUCCAGACUGCCAGCCAGUCCUCCAGCUUGGAGAAGUCCUACGAGCUUCCUGACGGUCAGGUCAUCACCAUUGGCAACGAGCGUUUCCGUGCUCCGGAGGCUCUCUUCCAGCCUUCCGUGCUGGGUCUUGAGAGCGGUGGCAUUCACGUCACCACUUUCAACUCCAUCAUGAAGUGCGAUGUUGAUGUCAGGAAAGACCUCUACGGCAAUAUUGUUAUGUCUGGUGGUACUACCAUGUACCCUGGUAUCUCCGACCGUAUGCAGAAGGAAAUCACCGCCCUCGCCCCAUCCUCGAUGAAGGUCAAGAUCAUCGCUCCUCCCGAGCGCAAGUACUCCGUCUGGAUCGGUGGUUCCAUUUUGGCCUCGCUCUCCACCUUCCAGCAGAUGUGGAUCUCAAAGCAGGAGUACGACGAGAGUGGUCCUUCCAUCGUCCACCGCAAGUGCUUCUAAGCGUAUCCCUACGUGCGGUUGUCGACUUCAUGGCAAGCCUAGUAGCGGAAGCAUCAUUUUAUUGGCGAUCUGUUACCCCGGGA
Molecule: messenger RNA, 1326 nt
Organism: Cucurbitaria berberidis CBS 394.84
Lineage: Eukaryota; Fungi; Ascomycota; Dothideomycetes; Pleosporales; Cucurbitariaceae
Product: Actin, gamma
Exons: 7
Coding region: 116-1243 (375 amino acids)
Source: RefSeq, a predicted model, not a curated record